Messenger RNA from Exophiala bonariae, 3273 nucleotides. RefSeq lists its product as uncharacterized. The transcript has a single exon. Bases 1 to 3273 code for a protein of 1090 amino acids. Gene Ontology annotation, molecular function: S-adenosylmethionine-dependent methyltransferase activity. The record is from RefSeq and is a predicted model, not a curated record. Lineage: Eukaryota; Fungi; Ascomycota; Eurotiomycetes; Chaetothyriales; Herpotrichiellaceae.
AUGAGUACUCUACUGCCAACUGUUUAUCAACAACCAGCCCGGCUGAGCCGCGCUCGGCACCUUAAUACUAUUCUUGAGGAGAAGGAGGACUCACACCACUCGGUCAAGAGCGACAGUGAAGGCGAUGGAAGUGAUACGACCAUCAUCGGUCGUCCGGCAGCAUGGGACCCCAAACUAUUCACAGCCGCUCCUCGCAAAAGCUCUCUGGCAACAACGACAACUUAUCCUCCUUCCCCGGUCUCUUCUGACUCGUGUGGCCCUUCUCCUGCAAGCAGUGCUGGUGAAGGCAUUCAUCGGCAAUCUAUCAGGAGCUCCUAUAGUGGCAGUGAAUCCGGCACAGUCUUUAGUGAUGACUGCCCAUCUCUCGCCAGUGAUCCGACAAGCUUCGCCACCGAAUCCAGCAGGAACAGUCUGGUUAGUAACAGAUCCAGCCGCAACAGGUAUCCGGCGCUAUUGAUUCCUUCGGACUCCUGGGAUUCAUCCAUGGGAAGUCCCAUCAAAGAAAUCAGUAUGGGUAUGUCACCUGCUACCAAGAUUCGACUCUCACCGACAGUCCUGUCCGCCUUGUCAAGAGCUGUCCCGGCCUUUAACGCGCCACCAUCUCUAGGUGACAGCAACAGUACCACCUCGGAAUCCCCCUGUGUGUCUGGCCAAAGCGGUCCUGUCACACCAGACAUGAGGCAUCAACAAUUGACCGAAGGCCAAAGUUGGGGUAAUAUGCCGGCCAGAGCUAUACAACAACAGCACCUCGAAAUUGCUCUCGGUGACGGCCACAGUAUUCUUCUGUCACCUGCAGAGGCUCAUUCUGCUGGUGGCCCGUCCAGCCUUCGAUCACCAGUUGACUGGACCGACAUGGUUGUCAGUUUCCCACAGGUUCCUGGAGCAACACCUCAAGACCUGUCCCCUUUGAUGCCUACAAUCGCCGAGUUGAAGGGACUCGACCAGAAACCCACUUCUGAUGGCUCUGAUGUCGGUGUAAGACUACCCCUUGAGGCUUUGCAGACCUUGCAACAAAUCUCAAGGCAAAGAAGUCCCGACGAAGUUUCCAAUCCUUCCUCUGGUGGAUCACGUCCUUCCAAAAGAACUGGGAGAGGACAAGAGAUGCGGGAGCUGUCAGAGCCAGGCACCAUCAGCCGGCCUCGUAGUGCAGACGGUGUCACCCCAGUUUCAGAUUACAGCUUUUCCCAGCUAAGCAUACCUUCUCCUGGUGGCUUCUUUUCGUCUUUACAAAAUGGUUCUCGUCAUACCUGGUGCCUCAGCAAACCGAAAGGGCCCAGCGUCCCAAGUACUGCCACUGCCGAACUAUUCUACAACCGACCUUGGGAGAAUUCUAGCUCAAGCAAUGUGGUCGAAACAGUCCUUGCUGUAGAAGACACCACGAUGACCGAGGGACCUCCUACCGCUCGUCAAGCCACAUUCAAUCUAUCAGAUGGAACGACAUCCAGCAGAAGACGUAGUCUGCAGUCAGAAGAUGAUGACCUGUAUGGCUCCGGAGUUGUUGAAAACAACCCCGAGGAAAAUAUCAGCGCAAGCUUCGAGUACGAUGAAAACUAUGGGGCUGAUCUUCAGCAUUCAGCAGGAAUGUAUUUGGAUCGAACUGGUUCAUGGCUUGCAGCACAGACGGGGUACAUUUCGUCCUUGCUUGGUGAAGACCCAGAUUUGGAAUUCCAGAAAGAGGCUAGGGCAUCUACAGUGGAUGAAACCGCAAAGGUCGCCCGCCGAACAGUUCAAUUUUCAAACCAACCCAAACUCGAUGUCGCUGUUGUUAUUGACGGAGAUAACAAGUACAGCCCAGAAAGUGAGCCCGAGGCGAAGGAGCCUAUCUUCCUUGCUGCUUUCAAGCAUCUCGUGGCCAAUCGCAAACGAAGAGAUGCAUUCAUCCAUGCAACUUCUCGUCUGGAGGCUGUUCAGUCUGCCCGCAUUGCUUUUCCUGAGAAGCAUGUGACAAAUCUACUGGGACAGCACACGAUGGUUGAGCCUAGCAGGCCAAAGUAUGCUGGUCCUUUCAGUCAAAACCCACGUCAGACUGGCAUCUUCGAUCGCACUGCGGAGCAGAUGGCUUUCAAGACGCUUGAACGUGAGCAGGCUGCCUUAGUUUCUCUCGAGCCCUCAAACUGGCAAGUUGAUGCUUUGAGAGCAUUAUACCAUGGCCGCCUCCUGGCAUCAAACGAAGCGUGCCAGAGACUCAAGCAAAAAUCAACAAUACCUCUGGACGAUCCCUCCUGCGUUGGAAACAAACGCAUACGCAUUCUGGAUAUUGGUGGAACGUCCUCUGCAUCUUGGGCUUGGAACGCUGCUUAUGAGUGGCCGAAUGUCAAAGUCUACACCGUUGUCACAAAACAGCAGGCACAAUCUCAACGUCCUUCUGGGAUGCCAAAACCUGAAGCACCACCUAAUCAUCGGACUGUAUCUGUCCCUCAUCUCUGGCAAUUGCCCUUCCGCAGUGGUCAUUUCGAUGUUGUCUCUGCUCGUUCAUUGCAUGUACUUCUGAAGAACAAUCCAGUUCCCGGAGUGCCUGAAAUUGAUGAGUGGGAAAUGACUCUGCGUGAAUGUAUGAGAGUGCUCAAACCAGGCGGAUACCUAGACUACAUGAUCAUGGACUCGACCAUUGCACACGCAGGUCCAAGGGGAGAAGCCAUGAGCGUCGAAUUUGGCUUCGAGCUUCACCGUCGUGGCUAUGAGAGAGAGGCUGCUAGAAGCUGGCUGCGAAGAUUAAAGAAAGAGGGCUUUGUAGGGGUCAAACGAGCUUGGAUGUUCAUGCCUAUGGGUAGAAAGCCAAUCAGUGAGGCCGACGAACAAAUCCAUGGCUAUACUGGUGGAUGGCAGACUUGGCGACAAGGAGCAAAACCAUUUGUCCCUGCACCUCGUCCUAUCAGUGAGGUUUCCACCAUCAGCAAGAUUGUCAAACAAUACAUGGAUGUCGAAGCAGUGCAAGGUCCUGUAGGGACCACAGAAGACGUCGCUGAUCUCACGGGGUUGUUGGGGGCAAGGUUGUGGGAGGAAUGGCUUGUCAAAGUCCGAUCGGAGUCAGGUCGAGAACAAUCCCGCUGGCUCGAAGGCGUGGAUGAAGUAAUCGAGGAAGGACGAGAGCAGGGAUCUGGGUGGAAGAUGCUCAUCGGCUGGGCGAGAAAGCCCAAGGUCGAGAAGGGCCCCAAACCUAUGCGUGCGGAAAUCACUAUCGGGGUGGAAGAUCUAGAAGAACUAAGCUCUUCUGGGGAUGAGAAACUCGAGACCAUGGAAAUGGGCAUGAUACCGAUGUUGAUUGAAGAAUGA